This is a messenger RNA of Aspergillus bombycis, 1791 nucleotides long. RefSeq names its product Ytp1 family protein. Lineage: Eukaryota; Fungi; Ascomycota; Eurotiomycetes; Eurotiales; Aspergillaceae. The record is from RefSeq and is a predicted model, not a curated record. The coding region runs from base 1 to 1791 and encodes 596 amino acids. The transcript is spliced from 4 exons.
AUGUGGCAGAAAGCCUCUCACGCCGCGAUCGCGGCAGCCUCUGUAUUCGCUUCCCUCGCCAGUGCUAUCCCGCACGGAGAUGACCACGCGAUGAAUAUGGACAUGGACAUGGGCAUGAACAGCACUCAGAAGCAGCCCGAAUCGCAUGCCGAUGCAAGCGACGACUCGCCCAUGAGCUACUUUGCCUAUGGUAAGCAUUCGAGCACAAUCAUGGCUCACAUAGGCCUUAUGGUUGUUGCCUGGUGCUUCAUCCUCCCCGUUGCUGUUAUGUUCAGCGUUGGGCGAUCUCGAUUUGCACUUCCGUCGCAAUUUCUUUUCCUGGUCUUCAACGCCUUGGGCUUGCUUCUGGGGAUCGUUUACAAUAGCCAAACUCCUGAUCUGUACGAGAACAAUGCUCAUCACAAGAUCGGGUGGAUCGCGACAUGGGUUAUUAGCGCGCAAGUCAUCAUGUCGCUCAUCUUUGCAUAUGCUGGCAGAGGCGAGUCCGAUGCGACUUCGUACGAGCAUGCUGCAUUCCUUCCCGUGUCUACCGACGAGAUGGCCGAAACCCCGACGCAUCCGACCGGAAUUCAUCACGAGUAUCGUUGGUCCAGAGACAGCGGCCAGGAUACAGCGGUCAAUUCGGCUUCCCUCCACAGCCGUCCUAGUUCGUCAACUUGCGCAUCCCCCUCGGAGGAAUAUGAUACAUUCGACAAGCCCGAGGCCCAGUUCCCAGAACAACCGGCUCAGAGCCGUGGUUGGCUACGCGGCACCUUUGUGAACCGCUUCCUCGCGAGCCGUGUGCCCCGUAUGGUCUCUAGUCGCGCUCUUCGGAUACUCACCAUUAUCUAUUUGGUGAUUGAUAGAAUCAUCCUGCCUUUCGGUUUCAUCGCUAUCGCUACCGGUGGCGUAACUUAUGGUGGUAUUAUGAGGGGUAGACAAAUUUUCAACGGUCUCGCACAUUUUAUCAAGGGAGGCAUCUUCUUUUGGUAUGGUUUGUUGACCCUGGGACGAUUCAUGGGCUGCUGGGCAGAUCUCGGAUGGGCUUGGAAUGUCAAACCCUCGAGUGAUAUUGUUGGCAAGUGGAAGGCCAAGAUCCCUACCGGUGAAUUUACCGAAUCCUUUGUGAUCUUCCUCUACGGUGCCAGCAACAUGUUCCUCGAACAUCUCACCAGUUGGGGCGGCAAAUGGACUGCGACAGAUCUCGAACAUGUGUCCAUCUCCAUCAUGUUCUUCGGUGGGGGUUUGUGCGGUAUGCUUUUUGAAUCCAAGCGCGUUAAGAGCUGGCUGAACAGCACUGUCCUGCAAUACCCCUCGAAUCUUCGCAGACAUGGCCCAUCCGACACGGCUUGGCAGCUUCCCGACACGCAAGGCGUUUCUCUCAACCCAAUGCCAGCCCUGGUGAUUCUUCUUUUGGGUAGCAUGAUGGGAUCCCACCACCAAUCCAGCAUGGUUUCCACUAUGGUACACAAGCAGUGGGGUAAUAUGCUGGUUGGCUUCUCGUUUGCCAGAUGUAUGACCUAUGUCAUCACGUAUCUUAAGCCACCAACCUCCUAUCUGCCUUCUCGUCCACCCACUGAAAUUGUUGCCGCUUUCUGCUUGAUCUCCGGUGGCUUGAUCUUCAUGUUGAGUACCCGGAAUGUGGUCGAGACCAUUGAAUUUUACGAGCUCGAUGCGAUGUUUAUCUUCACCGUCGUCAUGGGAGUGACCGCCUUCAUCAUGGCUUGCGAGAUCUUGGUUAUUGCCAUCAAGGCCUGGGCGGCCAAGAAAGAAACUCGUCCUCAGCUUCCACCAUUCCAGUUUCCAGCCUGA